Mesorhabditis belari is the source of this 786-nucleotide messenger RNA. The record is from the annotation of a GenBank genome assembly. Lineage: Eukaryota; Metazoa; Nematoda; Chromadorea; Rhabditida; Rhabditidae.
AUGCAACGUUGUCGUUGGUUAAUCGUUGAGUUGCUCACCGAUUACGGGAGAUGGUUGACUCCAUACAUUUCAAUAUUUCUUCAAAAGCACCUUAUGGAAUCAAAUUUUCUCUCGAAAAAUGAACAAGUCCAACGUCUCACUCUACGCUCAAAUAUGGAGCAUUCAAAUAUGAGAAUCGCUUACAGAAUUCUGCCCAAAGAAACUCAUCUUUUGAAUUCUUUAAAUGUUCUUUACUUUAUGCAUGAUGUGAUUUGGGAGUCUGAGAUUUGUCGAAAUUUGAAGCCGAAAGCCUUAGCGAUUGAAUGGGACGAGAAUCUGAUGGAUGACCCGAGAAGUCAGAAAGAUUUCCUUUCAAAUGGAGUUCGAGAAGAGACUGAAAAUUCGUUUCUUUUACUUUAUAGUAUCUAUAAAGGUGAGAAUAUUCUUGAUCAAAUCGAUUUUGUCGUCAACGAAAUAUUCAAUAUUUUAAUGGAAGACUCGAAAAUGGAAACCAUUGAGGAAAUAGAUCCCAGGCGCGUUUAUUUAUCCCAUCAAAUGUCGAUUUUCUCAAAACUUUACAACGAUUUCCCAAAUUGGGAAACUGGGGAACGUCUUUAUGGGAGAGCUGAAAGAGUUGAUCAAUACCAUCCAGAGAAACACGAUAAAAACGUUUGUUUUCUACGAGAGAACUCGAAAGAUCAUUUCACGUUUUAUUCACUUGGAUUUAUUCAAGAAAAUCAGACACUCAAAAUGCAACUCUUGAUGAAAAAUGUGACGAUGAGCGAUUUGUUAAAGGAUUUUUGGCAG